AUGGCAACACAACCGCCCUUUAAGGGAUCCCGAUCACUCCGAUGGGAAAACUUAAGGGAACCCCAAGUUGAGGAAAAGAAAGAUGAGACCAAGAAAGUGGCUGAGUUGAAACAAUUGCCUGAAAAUCUCAAGUACGUUUUUCUAGAUCCCGAAAGGAAAUGCCCGACUAUUAUAAGCUCUAAUCUAGAGGUUUCUCAAGAAGACAAGCUUGUCAAGGUUUUGAAGAAGCACAAAAGUACCAUGGGAUGGGCGAUAGAAGACUUGAAGGGAAUUAGCCCUACGAUGUGUAUGCAUAAAAUUCUCAUGGAAGAUGGUCAUAAACCACUGGUGCAACCACAAAGAAGACUAAAUCUCGUAAUGAAGGAAGUGGUUAGGAAAGAGGUUGUUAAACUGUUAGAUGCCAGGUUAAUUUAUCCCGUAUCCGAUAGCUCUUGGGUGAGCCCUGUUCACGUGGUCCCGAAGAAAGGAGGAACUACAGUCAUAAGGAUUGAGAAAAAUGAGUUACUCCCUACUAGGACGGUCACGGGUUGGCGUGUGUGCAUCGACUAUAGGAGGUUGAAUUUGGCAACCAGAAAGGAUCAUUCUCCGUUACCAUUCAUUGAUCAGAUCUUGGAAAGGUUAGCAGGUCAUGAGUACUAUUGUUUCCUUGAUGGAUACUCUGGAUACAAUCAGAUAGAGGUUGCACCAGAAGAUCAAGAGAGGACAACUUUUACAUGCCCCUAUGAAAGAUGCCAACAGACUAAUCUGAUUCUCAACUGGGAGAAGUGUCACUUCAUGGUGAGAGAAGGAAUAGUAUUGGGUCACAAAAUCUCUCACAAAGGGAUAGAAGUGGACCAAGCCAAGAUUGAGGAAAUAGAAAAGUUACCACCUCCUAUGAAUGAAAAAGGUAUAAGAAGCUUCUUAGGACAUGCGGGUUUCUACCGCAGGUUCAUAAAAGAUUUUUCCAAGAUAGCUAAACCCUUAACUACCCUGUUGGUUAAGGACAAGGAUUUCAUUUUUGAUAAAGAGUGUGUCGUUGCUUUUGAAACGAUAAAAAAUAAAUUGGUGACGACACCUAUUGUCAUUGCUCCUGAUUGGCCUCUACCUUUUGAGAUCAUGUGUGAUGCGAGUGACAUUGCAGUGGGAGAAGUUAUUGGGCAACAUAGGGAUAAGCUGUUGCAUCUCAUAUAUUAUGCUAGUCAUGUGUUGAACCCUGCACAGAUGAAUUACGCGACUACCGAGAAGGAGUUGCUAGUUGUGGUCUAUGCCUUUGAUAAAUUCAGGUUCUAUUUGUGGGACGACCCAUUCUUGUAUAAGAAGGGAGUAGACGGGUUGGUCAGAAGAUGUGUUCCCGAAGAAGAACAAAGGGAUGUGCUGAAAGCUUGUCACAAUUCUGACUAUGGUGGACACUUUAGUGGAACCGCUGCCAAAGUCCUCCAGUCAGGCUUAUACUGGCCGACACUUUUCAAAGAUGCGCAGCAAGUGAUCAAAGAGUGCGAUAAGUGCCAAAGGAUGGGAAACAUCUCGAAAAGAAAUCAGAUGCCGCAAAACCCCAUGCUGGAAGUUGAACUCUUUGAUGUGUGGGGUGUUGAUUUUAUGGGACCGUUUCCACCGUCAUUUGGAAAGAAUUACAUUUCGGUGGCGGUGGAUUAUGUAUCCAAGUGGGUAAAAGCAGUCGCUCUACCAACAAAUGAUGCAAAAGUGGUGGUCAAGUUUUUGAAAGAAAACAUAUUUGUCAGGUUUGGAGUGCCAAGAGCUCUAAUAAGUGAUGAAGGAACUCACUUCUUAAAUCACCUAAUGGAGAAACUACUCUUGAAGUAUAAUGUAAAACAUCGGAUAGCCACUCCAUACCACCCGCAAACAAGUGGUCAAGUUGAAGUGUCAAAUAGGCAGCUGAAACAAAUCCUAGAGAAGAUGGUUAAUGCUUCUCACAAAGAUUGGGCGAGUAAGCUUGAUGAUGCACUUUGGGCAUAUCGUACUGCUUUCAAAACACCGAUUGGUAUGUUCCCGUAUCAAUUGGUAUAUGGUAAGGCAUUUCACCUACCCUUGGAACUUGAACACAAAGCUUUGUGGGCUUCAAAAUUCCUUAACUUGGAUCUUGUGAAAGCGGGAGAAUCCCGAAUCCUUCAACUCCAUGAGUUGGAAGAAUUUAGGAACCGGGCAUAUGAAAAUGCAAAGAUCUACAAAGAUCAAACGAAGAAAUGGCAUGAUAGAAGAAUCCAAAGGAAGGAAUUCUGGGAAGCACAAAUGGUACUAUUGUUUAAUUCAAGGAUGAAGUUGUUCUCUAGAAAACUGAGAUCGAAAUGGUCGGGGCCGUUUGUGGUGCACAAGGUGUGA
Lathyrus oleraceus (garden pea) is the source of this 2316-nucleotide messenger RNA. RefSeq lists its product as uncharacterized. NCBI's taxonomy places the organism in Eukaryota, Viridiplantae, Streptophyta, Magnoliopsida, Fabales, Fabaceae. The transcript has 4 exons. Gene Ontology annotation, molecular function: nucleic acid binding. Gene Ontology annotation, biological process: DNA integration. The record is from RefSeq and is a predicted model, not a curated record. Bases 1 to 2316 code for a protein of 771 amino acids.